This is a messenger RNA of Symbiodinium sp. CCMP2592, 4695 nucleotides long. The record is from the annotation of a GenBank genome assembly. Lineage: Eukaryota; Dinophyceae; Suessiales; Symbiodiniaceae.
AUGGCUUUACCUGGGUCUGUGGAGGUCUUCGACCUUGACUCACGGCAAUGCUUGCUGCCUGGCACCGAGGAAGCUUUGGCGUCUAUUUUUCGACGUGUUCCCUUUGCUGCGCUUCGGCCUGCGCCAGGUCUUCUUCCGCGCCCGGAGCGAUUCGACUUCUGGGUUAGGCAAGGUUGCGUAGGACGUACCCCGUCUCCUGGUGAGACGCUUGUUGUCACUUCCGAUGGGUCGUACUCUCCCUGUGAUGGGGCCACUGGUUGGGCCAUCACGUUCAGUGCUUUGGACGGAUGUGGUCUGCCUGGUCAGUUUUUGGGGUGUGUUGGUGGUUCCCUUCAUCCCUUCACAUCGCAUCUUGGUACUGCUGAUGUUGGACCGGAUGCUUACGAUGCUGAAGUUGCUGGUCUGUUGGUAGGUGCCCUGGCAAUCCUUCAGCUCCCCUUUUGUGGAGAUGUCCUCUUCCGCUCAGAUAAUUCCUCUGCCCUGCACGGGGUGCAGGGUGUCUGUCAGAUGCGGGCGUCGCGUCUCUGUGUGGCUGCCCGUUGCCUGCAUGCCUCUGCCCAGGUUGUCUUGCAGGAGAACCUUGCUUACGCGCAUGUUUUUGGACAUUCUGGAGAUGUGCCCAGCGAGCUUUCUGAUGCUUUGGCCUCUACUUCGGCCCGCGAUGGAGGGACGUCUGUUUUUGGCUGUGAUUGGGAAGCACUGUUUGCGGAUGGAGCUCUUCUGGCUCAGUGGCUCCCCCACUUCUGCAUGGUGCGGCGUCGACCGUCCGAGCUGCCCAGUGUGCAGGAACGGCUCAUGUCUUGGUCCCGGGACCCUGGUCAAUGUUUGCUCACGCCGGAUGAGGCGAUGGCCCCCUUUUUACGCGCCUUUCCUAUGUCUGAUUCGCAUGAUCAGGCAGCAGGUUCUGAUAUGGCACUUACGAUCGCCACUUUCAAUGUUCUCUCUUUGCUCGAUGGGAGGAGUGCGGCCCAACAGGGGCUCCAUGGAGCGAUUGGGAGACCAGCAUUGCUUGCUCGCUCUCUCUUUGAUGCGGGAGUUCAUCUUGCUGGUCUGCAGGAGUGUCGCACCCCGUCGGGGCGUAUGAUUUGUGGUGGAUAUGUUCGCUUUGCUUCUGGUGCAGAUGAGAGAGGCUGUUUUGGUCUGGAACUGUGGGUGAGUGAGCAUGGGCCAUGCAGGCCCGCUUCGGUCACCGUGCUGCACUCGCUGCCUACUCUCUUGAUUGUCAGUUUGGACGUGGGGCACAGUUCGAUGAAUGUAAUGGUUGGUCAUGCUCCACAUCGUUCUCAUACCGCCGAGGCCAAGGAAUCUUGGUGGAAGCAGGCGGCUCAGGCAUGCCUGUCUCAUGCUCGGGGAGCACCCUGGAUCUUCCUCCUGGACGCGAACUGUCGAGUUGGAAGUAGGGAAACUCGGGCGAUUGGGCCACACCAGGCCGAUACAGAAUAUUUCUCGGGUGGAUUCCUCCAUGAUCUCUGUCUGCAGCUGGAUGUAUGGAUCCCGGCCACAUUCAGUAGCUGCAUGGUUGGGGAUGGAGGUACGCUGCUACAAAAGCGAAAUGGUGUGUUGGACCGCUCGGACUAUGUCGGUAUUCCAGAUAGUUGGCGAUCUGGGAGCUGUGCGGCGUGGGUUGACGCGUCCUUGUCGGCAGGGCAUCGAUGCGUGGACCAUCUUGCGGCGAUUGUCUCUGUUCGCCUUAUCUUCGCUGGGCAUGCCAAAGGUCUCCGCCGUGCCCCGCGAUUGGACGCUAAAGCCAUUGGGCAUCCAGACAAUCGCGAUGCGGUGGUCCGGGUCAUCCGAAGCGCGCCUCGGCCUACGUGGGAUCGCGACGUUAGCGAGCAUGCUGCGGUGGUGGUGGAUCACCUGUAUAAAGGACUCCUGGCGCUGUUCCCUUUGGAGAAGAAGCGCAUGCGCGCCUCUUAUUUCUCGGAUCGGACCAUGGCCAUGCACCGAGCGGUGGCUAAUCUGCGUCAUCAUGUCCGCUCGCGGCGUUUAGCCCUCAGGAUGACGUAUCUGCGCUGUGUAUGGCUUGCUUGGCGCAGUGCGGUUGAUUCCUUUACGGAUCUGUUUUGUGGGCGCUGGCUAUGGCAGCUGCGUGUUCGCUUUGCUGGCAGUUGUCUUCUGCUUCACCGUUUUGGGCUGCAGUUGCGGGCGGGCUGUCGGGCGGACAAGGCUGCUUACUUUGAGCAGCUAGCAGAUGAGCUUGCUACGGUGCUUUGUCGAGAGUUGCACCUGGCAGUGCAGCGCGUUUUGAAGCCCAAGAAGUAUCGCAAGUCCUCUAUUGAUCCUCUUCCGGCUCUGGAGCGGUCUGAUGGCACGGUUUGCGGCACUUCACGUGAGGCUGAGGCGGAGCUGCCGGACAUCUUGGAUGUCUCUGAGAUGCCUUCUUGGCUGUCACUCGAGGCUGCCUUUAGACAUGCGGCGCCAAGGAAAGCGGCUGGACCGGCUGGUAAAGCUGGCUGCAGCGCGCUCUUCGGCCACAUAUGCUCCCGCUCUCUGUUGGAGUAUGCUCGGAGGCAGAAGCUGUCUGCUGGUUUGAUUUUUGUCGACCUUGCGUCGGCUUAUUACGCCGUUGUGCGUGAAACCAUUGUGGGUGGCUCGCUUUCCGAUCGACCGAUUUCGGAACUUGCUGGUUCACUGGGCCUGGAGGACACUGACUUGCAAGCUUUGCGUCAUUACGUUUCCUUCGAACCAGUGCUGCAGAGUCAAGAAGCAUCUGAACUGUUGGUGUCCCUCACGCGCGAACUGCACCGUCAAACGUGGUUCGUUAUGGCAGAAGAUAACGGCCUAGUUGCCACCGGGCGUGGCACGCGCCCCGGUGGCACGCUGGCUGAGAUUCUCUUCAACGUGCUGUUCGCCAAAGUGUUGGCGCGUCGGGACUCGGGCAUUUUGCGAGACUGUGUGCCGGUUGUUCCUUGGAGGGGUGAUCGCAACCCCUUUCGCGGUGCUGACGGGGAUGGGGCGCGAGAUGUGCGGAUCAGCGACUUCGUUUACGCUGACGACCUCUGCACGCCUGUUGUCUGCCGUCAAGCGUCUAAGUUGCGGGGGACGGUGUCGGCUGUUACGGCUGAUACUAUGGAUAUUUUGGCUCCACAUGGGGCGGAUCCGAACACCAAGAACCUCCUUUGGUUGGAUUUGGUUCCGAGAUACCGCCACCUUGGUGCACUUGUCUCCUACGAUGGGCGUGUUGGGCCAGAGGUGCGUCAGCGCUUGGCCCUUGCCAACGCUGCGUUCCGAGAAGGCCGCCGAAAGCUUUUUGCGUGCAGGCAGGUUCCUAUGCCUCGCCGGGCGCAGCUCAUGCGUAGCCACGUCCUUUCUGUCUUGUUGGUCGGUGCGGGUAGCUGGCCUUUGUUGGGUAAGCAAGAUUGGCGAUCGUUCUCCGGGGGUGUCCUGGGUUUAUACCGCCAGAUGUUAGGGUUGCGUGCAACGGGUGACUGGCAUGUCACGGAGAGUCAGCUCAUCUCCCGUGUUGGGCUCCCGUCGCCUGCUGCUUUGUUGCACAUUGAGAGGCUCCGCUUGUUAGGUCAGUUAGUUCGCAGUGCCCCUGACCCUGUCUGGGCCUUGCUUGCGUGGAAUCUUCCGUUCCAAGCUGCUUUGAGAGAGUCGGGCGCUUGGUUUCUUUCCCGUGUUGCGGCGACUACUGGCCUAGGGCCCAUCGACACUGACUGGGACUCUUGGGUUGUGAUUAUGUCCCAACAGCCAGGUAGGUGGAAGGGCAUCCUUAAACGUGCCGAGGCUUUUGACCUGGAAUGCUCGUGCUUGCGUGCUACCUUCGACUCUGUCGGAGUGUUUGGCCUUCCCAGCAAUCUGAGUCUGUCUCUCCUCUCGAGGGAAUGGAGCAUGGGUGCCUUGUUUGUGGGGUCGCGUUCCCGACCUUCCGACAAUGGGGCACUCACGCGCAGCGUGUUCAUGGAUAUCGUAAUGUGGCGACGAGGCUUGCCCAGGGCCGACAGUGUGCUGCGUGUGGCACUCUAUAUGCCUCCACUGCUAAGCUUCGUAUCCAUUUCAUUUCCUCCCCUCGAUGCUGUCACUACCUCUUGGAGCACGGAGUUGGGUACUCAGGUUCGGGGCCCGAGGCCGGCUGAGAUCAGUCAUGACCUCUUAUUGGCCCUUCGUGCCGUUACGGUUGCUACUGACCAGGAUAUUUUGGACCUGGUCACUACUUUUGUUGAGCCUUGGCCCGUCCUCCACCGUACGCUCCGUACGUGGUCAGAGGAGGUUCCUCCGGGUCUUCUGGCUGAUGCAAUAGCUGAUGUGCUUCUUGUUUUCUACCCGGAGCAUCUGUGUUCCCACGUGGGGGGCAAGCUGCAGCACCACGGAACGAUGCGUCCUUUUCUUCCUCUCCUGGUGCCUCCUGUUUUCCGUGGCCCUUUUGUUGACCUCCCGGUCUACUGGCACGGAGAUUUGGUUCAGGGUUGGAUUGCUGACUGGAAUUUGGAUGCAUCUUUGUCCCUUCGUGCUGACCUGGAAGAGAUGCCGAAUGCGGGGUAUGCCUGUGGUGGACUUUGUGUUUGCUUGGCUGUUUCCUGCCUCGUUCGCACUGCACAGAAGGGAGCGCCGGUCUUCGUGCGAAUUCCGCUCGCUGCUGGUCAGCUUGAGCCCCUCUCUUCUUGGCUGCUUGCCAUUGCACAGGACUCUCCGAACGAGGAUGCCCGAACAUGUUUCACCGUCGAAUUCGUAGCUAUAGGCACGUCGUUCUGA